AUCCUCCUACAGGUCCUCCACCAGAUCCUCCAUCAGGUUCUCCAUCAGACCAUGGGGUCUCCUUCAUGAGCAGAUCUUCUCAGACUUUAACCAAAGCUGCCUGUGCAGGGAGCAGUGCUCCCCUCUAAGGCGGCAUCAUGGGGGCCAAGCAGACCAAAGGCCAGGAGCCCGCGGGGGCCAGUCCCCAACACAGCUGGAAACGGACACCCACCAAGGAGAGGGGGGGGGACAUCUUGGCCUCCCUGAUGCUAAAGUCUGGAGACCGGCUGAACCGCGGCAGGACGCCACCUCCUCCGUACCAGCGCCGCAUCGGGAUGAUCCAGGAGAUGAUGAUGAUGGCCAAGCAGGGGAAGCAGGACGAAGCCACAGAGAUGCUGAAGACGCUCAGACAGGACCUGGGCAUGGAGUCGACCUCGCUGGACGACGUGCUCUAUCGCUACGCCAGCUUCCGGAACCUGGUUGAUCCCAUCACCCAUGACCUGAUCAUCAGCCUGGCCCGAUACGUCCACUGCCCCAAGACGGAAGGAGAUUCUCUGGGAGCGAUGGAGAAGGUCUGCCGCCAGCUGACCUACCAUCUCAGCCCCCACUCUCAGUGGAGGAGACACGGGCUGCUCAGGAGGAAACCUCAGGCCUGUCUGAAGGCGGUGCUGUCGGCGCCGUUGGCCAGCGGCGCCCUGGAUCUGUCCGGCAUCCCUCUGACGACCCGGGACAUGGAGCGCCUGUCUGCACACCUGCAGCGUCACGCAUCCACCGUGGUCAGCCUGGAGCUGGGCUUCACCGAGCUGACGGACGAGGCCUUCCUGCUGUUGCUGCCCACCCUGGCCGCCCUGCCGCACCUGGAAACGCUGGCCCUGAACGGAAACAGGCUGACCAGGGUGAUCCUGAAGGAGCUCACCGACGCCCUGAAGGAUCCCAGCAGUUUUCCCAGUGUGACCUGGAUCGACCUGGGGAACAACGUGGACAUCUUCUCCCUGCCUCAGCCCUUCCUGGUCAGCCUGAGGAAGCGCUGCCCCAAGCAGGGAAACCUGCCCACCAUCCUGGAGUUCGGUGAGAGUCAGGCCAGCGAGCCGCCCGAAAGGCCGAGGGGCCUCGGGGAGGAGGAGGAGACGGACGACACCAACCUGACGGAGAGCAUGGGAGAACUCGGAUCAGAGGUGGAGGGGGAGAUGGACGGAGAGACGGAGAUCGAGGAGAUGAUGGAGGAGCUGCUGGACUUUGAUCGGGAAAUCCAGGGCAAGGAGGACGAGGAGGAGAGCAUGUGGACGUUAGGGGAGCAGAGGAGAGCGACGGUGAGGAGCAGGAGAGCGCAGCAGGAGGAGGAGGAGGAGGAAAACAUCAGGAAGGACCAGAGGAGACGACCUAGAAGGAAGGCGGUGAUGGCGGAGGACGAGGACGACACCCAGAGCCGCUCGUCACACAUGUCCUUCUCCAGCCAGUCCCAGCACUCCUUAGCUGCAGCCGAGCCAAUCAGGGUGGAGGAGGAGGACCUGACGGACCAAUCAGAGCCCUUAACCUGAGCAGUGCUCCCACCUGCUUGUGUUUUCCUUCUUGUGUCCCGUCCUGAGUGGACAGAGGCAGUGGGGGCCUGUGGGUCCCUGCAGGCUGCAGCGUUAGCAUGCUAACCCCCCCAUGAGGCUCCUGUGAGCAGAAUGUUCCUCAGUCAGGUCCUUCCUUGUUUUAAUGCUAAUGCCUACAUGUGCCUGUAGCACCUCAGCUCAGAGCAGGGGUCAAAGUUCAGAAGAGAGACGUUCCAUUCAGAGGGAGCGAAUAAGGAAAACAUGGAGUUAAUCGCUGCCUUCAAGCAAGCAUCAAACAUUAACACGCCUUUAUGCUCAUAGUUCAGCUCACGCUCCACUUCCUGUUACCGUGGCGCUGUGUUUAUAUCUACCCCCUCCCCCACUGUCCCUAUGGAGGUAGCAGUAUGUAGCUCCACCCUGCUUCCCUCAGCGCCUCACAUCAUGCAAAGCUUUAAUAGAUUAACUGUAUUUCUGGUUCUGCUGUAAAUAGGAAAAUUAUCUCAGCGUAUUUAAGCUUUGGCUGUUUGAAGGAGUUACCGGGUAGCUUAGUUAGUAACUUAUGAUAACCAGGAGAUUAUAUUUAGUAUUAAUCUGGAUCAGAUGAACCAGACUGCUGCUUAAUUAAUGGUAUUUAUUGGUCCCUUCAUCCAAGCUUCAUCCAAAGGCAGCAGAUGAAUGAAGUCAGUCGAUGCCUGGUUGAGCCUCCAUGGAGGCCCCUCUGUGUGACGGAGCAGGUAACCUGCUGGUAAUGAGGACAGUUAGGAAGGCCGCCCAUCGGUUCAGCUUUAAAAGGAUAAUUUCUCUUCAUCUUCCUCCUUCUUCUUCUUUUUCCAUGAGUUUUCAUUGUAGAAUAACAGAAAUCAGUGAUUUUUAAGAUCAAAUGUUCCAAUCUUGGAUUUAAAUUAAUCAUUUUUUUUACUGUUAUCUAAAAGAUGAAUCGUCUCUCUUCGUAAUGAUUUUGUUUUCACCCCAUUUCAGGCUUUCAACUCAUCAAAUAUGAAAAUUAUGUCCAUUAAACGACUCAGUCAUUCCAUUUGAUAUGACAUAUUUCCAUACGUCAGACAGUAAUCAGGCGUCUGCAGGGCGGGUUUCAUGAUCAUGGUGAUGUCAUCCUCAGGUAUAUGACGGCCAAAAUAUGAAUGUUCUACAAAUAAAUAAAUGUAACAUUGAUUUAUUUAUCUAAAACAGAAUCCCAAAGAUUUUAGACAAUUACGAUGCAACAAUCUGGACCCUUAAAAUAUAAAUUGGAGUGGAGCAGGAGCGGAGCUAGAUGGGGGGCCAGGGGUGGCCAUGGCCACCCUUAGCCGAUCAUUGGCCACCCCUAUCAUUUAUUCCCCUCUAAGACAGAUGGUGGCAACAGUAAUACUCUCAAGUGAA
Cyprinodon tularosa is the source of this 2894-nucleotide messenger RNA. RefSeq names its product leucine rich repeat containing 75A (gene lrrc75a). NCBI's taxonomy places the organism in Eukaryota, Metazoa, Chordata, Actinopteri, Cyprinodontiformes, Cyprinodontidae. The transcript is spliced from 5 exons. Bases 138 to 1517 code for a protein of 459 amino acids. The record is from RefSeq and is a predicted model, not a curated record.